AUGGUCCAAGUACCAAGCGGUUUGCCACAUAGCCUGGAUGCUUGCGGAUUGUUGCGGCUGAAAGAUGGUGGUGGUAUAGAUUCAACUGCUGACUGGUAUCUUCCCAAGGGUGUAGAUUUGCUUGCGGAACUGCGGAGCCAAUUUUUGGAGUUGGUGUGUGAGUGGCAGCUACUACCACGCCUGCGCUCCCACGUAGCGCAGGCUAGCCGGGAGCCUUUGCUGUGUGAAGAUGAAGUUCAGUGUGUGAGGCAACGCUUAGCGGACUUUCUGAUGAGCAAAGGCUUCCCUUGCAAGGUAGAGGUGCCGCCGGGUCAGCCACUAACUUUGGACCUGUGGCGUGCGCUUUUGCUGUUCUGCGACGACAUCGAUGUGAAAUUGCCUGGCAUUUUACGUGAGGGCGUGCCCACAGGCAUUUUGGAAUAUGUUUUACCUUCAGGGGUGUGGCGUGCAGUAGACAAACCUGUGCGCCCUGAAGGCGUGGAACUGGAGAUCUUAGAUGAGCCCUGGGGCUCAGCGUUGGAAGAUCCAGACUGCGUAAUGCGACUAGUGCAAGCAGAUGUGGAAGCCGGGUUUGCUGACUGGAUUCCUGGCGGUGUGGAGGAGGCCCGGUGCCUCUUUGGGGCCAAUUGUGCGGGCUUAGUCAAGAAAGCUGGCUCGGAGCCAAGGUUAGUGGGUGACAGCAGCAUCGGUUGCGCCAAUCAGCUAUCUCGCAUCCGGGAGAAGAUUGAGCUCCCAAGUUUGUUUGAUGUGGAGCAGUUUGUGUCGCGGCACCCCAGUGACAGGAUUGGUGUUGCUUUGCGUGCGCUGGUGCAAGAGGGGAACAGUGUGUGUCGGCGAGAGUUGAGGCAGUUGCUGGGAAUGCUGUGUUGGUUCACCACAGGCACGCGGUGGCUGCGACCUUGGCUAAGCGAACUUUUUCAUCUCCUGUUCAAACAGCAGUUGCGGUUUCAAAAACUUGAUGCGGCCCAAGUGCAUGAACUUGCCGGAGUCUUGUCUGAUAGCAUGCGUGUCUUGGCGAAAUGCCGCUUGUCCGACAUCCUGCCAGGCUGGCAGUUGUUGAGUGUUGGCAGCCGCGAGGUGACCACCAAGCAUGAGCUCCUCGGCUUGCCACACCGCGGUGGAUGGUGGUGGGUCAAGUUUGGCGACCCAGCAAGCGCCAAAGUGAAGGUUAUUAACGAGUGUGUGCCAGUGCCCUUGGUUGUUAGCAAUGCCACUGGGCUUGCCGCUGCUGAUGCGUUUGCAGAGGGCCAAACAGCAGGUCUGGGGGGCUGGUGGCUUCCAGCUGGUGCUCCGUUGCGGCCAGAGUGUUUGCAAUAUUUCUUUGUCCGCAUCUCGUUGGAUGAUUUGCCGGAUUGGUUCAGACCAGCUUCUGGUGAUUUGAAGAGUUGCAUUGCGGCAUUGGAAGCGUUAGCCCAGUUGCUGUUGCUGGCAUGUCGCGUGGAGGCGCAGGAAGUGUCCCAGCAUCAGGUUGGCUGGCUGGCAAUACGCCAAAUGUGUGACAACCUGGGUGUGGUUGGCGCAUCGGCAAAGCAGCUUUCACUGAAGCGACCAUUGGCUGCGGUGCUACAAUCUUGUGCCUUGUUUUGUUCAAGAAAGCGGCUCACUUUGCGAUUGUCGCAUGUUGCGGGGGAACGCAACGAGUGGGCAGACAUGCUGUCGCGAGGAGCAGACAGAUUCAAUGAUUUCUGGCAGAAGUUGUCCCCGCAGCGGAGGUGCUUCCCCAAGUGGAAAGAGCUAUUAGCACUUGGGCAGGUGUAA
Molecule: messenger RNA, 1758 nt
Organism: Cladocopium goreaui
Lineage: Eukaryota; Dinophyceae; Suessiales; Symbiodiniaceae
Source: the annotation of a GenBank genome assembly